AUGAGUAAACUCACCCUCGACACGCUCAACGAAGCCAUUUCGGCUAUACUUACCCAGUCCCAGGAAAAGAAGAGGAAAUUUGUCGAGACUGUAGAGCUCCAAAUAUCCCUUAAGGAUUAUGAUACCCAGAGGGACAAACGUUUCAGCGGUACUGUCGUACUGCAAAACGUGCCUCGCCAGCGCAUGAAGGUCUGCGUAUUCGGGGACCAAGUGCACUGUGAUCAGGCCAAGAGCUUGGGAAUCGACUACAUCGACCUUGAGGGACUCAAGAAGUUUAACAGAAACAAGACACUAGUCAAAAAGUUGGCGAACAAAUAUGGCGCAUUCCUCGCCUCCCAAACGCUCCUACCGCAGAUUCCGAGGUUCCUUGGACCCGGACUCAACAAGGCGGGCAAAUUCCCUACCCAAAUUACCCAUAACGACAACAUGGAAGACAAGGUCAGGGAAAUUAAGGCCAGCGUGAAGUUCCAGUUGAAGAAGGUGCUUUGCAUGGGCGUCGCUGUUGGUAACGUAGAAAUGACACACGAACAACUAAGGGCUAACAUCGUCCUCGCCAUCAACUACCUUGUCAGUCUCCUCAAAAAGAACUGGCAAAAUCGCUGCGCGCGACGUAACACCGUCAAAAUGGCGACCGGGAACCCUGUGCUGGUUUUUGGUGGCAUUAGGCGCCCAGAAACAAUCGAUACGGGGGCAUUCAAGGUCUCUACCGAGCUUUUCGGGUGGAAGAACAAACGCACUGGCGAAGUAAUCCAGCACAGGCGUAGUGACGUGCAGCGUAUUUCACUAAUUAAUACAGGAGCAGGAAUGCACCAGGUUCGUUUCGAGAUGAAUGCUUCGAAGGAACAUGAGGUCUUACGCUUUUGUGGAUUCACAGAAAAGGCAAUAGGGGAACUAAAGCAACACUUCGAGGAGCACUUCAAAGUACCUACCACCGUGGAAGAGGUUACCCAUUCUGGAUGGCACUGGGGGACAUAUGACUUCGACAACAACACGUUCAAAUUCAAAAUAGAUGAAGACGUAGCUAUUGAUAUUGAUGCUAAGAGCGUCAGCCAGGUCACUGUACCGGCUAAAACCGAUCUUGCGGUGGAGCUCAAGCCAACACAUGGCGGCAACGCAGGAGACGAGCUGGUGGAAAUACGUUUCUGUAUGCCCAACAAGCCAGACGCCGAAGAUAACGAGCUGCUUCUUGAGGACGUUAAACAGACAUUCCUGCUCAAGGCAGGACUCGACGAACUCAAGUCGGAAACUGUGGCACUACUCACCGAUGUGCCACUCAUCGUUCCCAGAGGAAGAUUCGAAAUCGAAUUCACUCGGAAACAUAUCAAGUUGCACGGCAAGAGUUACGACUAUACCAUGUUCUUCACAAACAUAUCUCGCAUGUUCCUUGUUCCCAAACCUAACAGCCCGCACAUCAACUUCGUUCUAGGCCUGCACCAAGCAAUGAGACAAGGGCAGACCAAAUACCCUUAUGUGGUAAUGCAGUUUGAUGCAGAAGAGGAUGUCGAAUUGGAAAUAAAUAUGCCCCAAACCGAUCUGGAGGCUAUGAAACUAGAGAAACUCAUGACAGGGAAAACGUUCAAUGUGGUCACUAAGCUGUUUGGAACGCUAGUUAACAAGCCAAUUGUCGUACCCGGGGAGUUCAAGUCAGACAAGGGGGAAUCAGGGUUCUCGUGUACAUACAAGGCAACCAGUGGAUACAUGUUCCCUCUCAACAGAUCACUGUUAUUCAUUGUCAAACCGGUUAUAUUCAUCAGGUUCGACGACAUCAUCUCUGUCGAGUUCAGCAGGACUGGGGUUUCUACACAAAACAGAUUCUUUGCCUUCAGCAUAGCUACGAAAUUCGGACAGGAAUUCGAGUUCACUAACAUCGAUCGUGCCGAGUUUGAGCCGCUUUCAAAGUACCUCUCAUCCAGGGAAGUGAAAAUAAAAAGGCUCGAGGAGGCCGAAAAAGCCCCUGCGUACAGAACGGCACCUCUCGAUGACGAUGAAGAGGAUGAUGAUGAGGAAGUGGAGGAUGAGGACUUCGAAGACGAAGAGGGUAAGAUGAAUGAGGGUAACCUAAUGUGCAACGCCUCACAGAAUCCGACGACGACACAUCUGAAGAGCUCGAAGAAGAAGAAGAAGAAGGAUGAGCGUUGCCGGAUACUUCACUUGGUAACACACAAUAUAAUGUUUAAAUCCAUGACUAACAAUAAGCCUGUGGUUGACGAUGACGUAGGAGAGAGCCUAGACACCAGUGGCCACGUUCUUCGGUGCAAAUGGUCGUCCGUUCAGGCCGGUUAUGUGAAGGAUGAUUUUAUCCAGUACAUGGUUACCGGCGAGAACCAAGGACCCGUACAUAACAUCCUCCACUUCCUGCGAAUCACCUCAGUCAGAUUUGCAAUAUCUGCGUUCGUCAGACAGUUUCCAGAUGAAGAUCUCCAAAUUGUGAAUUUCGGGUGUGGAUUUGACACCGUCGCAUUCUGGGUCUUGCAGCACUAUCGCAACGCCACGUGCUUCGAACUCGACCUUCCGGAGCAGUUGGAGAAGAAAGCAAAGCUGAUGAAGAACGCAGAACCUAUCAUGCGGUUGCUCUCUGACUACGAAGACGAUGGCGGAACUCUAAUCGUAACCCUGAGAUAUAAAAUGGUUGGUAGAUACCAGGAAUCAGAUACAACAGGCAGCCAGCUCAGCAGCAGACCAUCAUGCUUCGUCUUCUGGGAGCAGAAGCUUGAAUGCCUUGACGAAGUUGAAGAAAUUGUAAUCGUCUGCCGUCACCACAUCCUCGGUGUUUGCGCCACUCAGCCAGAAAAACUUUCGAGCGUAUUUGAUUUGUUUACGCAAAAGGAGACUAAGUUUGCUAAAAGAACAUAUACAACAGAAGAAGUUAGAGCAAUGAUCAAAAGCGGGGACAUUUCACAGAUGCAGCCGGCGCCGCUGAGGACCGACUGGCUGCCGUGA
Babesia sp. Xinjiang is the source of this 2940-nucleotide messenger RNA. RefSeq names its product 60S ribosomal protein L10a. Gene Ontology annotation, molecular function: DNA binding; methyltransferase activity; nucleosome binding. Gene Ontology annotation, biological process: methylation. The coding region runs from base 1 to 2940 and encodes 979 amino acids. The record is from RefSeq and is a predicted model, not a curated record. The transcript has 14 exons. Gene Ontology annotation, cellular component: FACT complex; nucleus. NCBI's taxonomy places the organism in Eukaryota, Apicomplexa, Aconoidasida, Piroplasmida, Babesiidae.